AUGUGGAGCCAUUGGCAGUUGAAAUUGGAUAGUGAUGAUGAUGAAGAUGAUGAGAAUGAUGAUGAGAAUAAUGAUGAGAGUGACGAUGAAGAAGAUGUUAAGGAUGUUGACAUUGAUGCAAGAGAUGAAGAACAGAAUGUUGAAGGAGAUGAUGAUGAUGAUGAUGAUGAUGAUUGGCUAAAUGAAGGCCUAGAGGGGGAUGGCUUUGGUGAUGAUGUAUUUGCUGCUCAAAACUCAGCUCCACAAGUACCUGAGCAAGUAGAGUUUAAUGCUAAGAGUGACAUGAGAAUUGUUGUACUGAAGAAGGAGAUGAAGUUCCCUAAUGCAAAGGUGUUCAGAGCUGCUUUGAGGGAGUAUGCAAUCAAAAAACCUAUUGACAUCAAAUUCAAGCUUAAUGAGAAGACCAAGAUAUCAGUUCACUGCAAGAAUGGGUGUGGGUGGAGAUGUUAUGCAUCUCAAAUAAGUGGAGAGCUAACAUUUCAAAUUAAGACCUUGACUGAUGACUGUACUUGUCCCAAGUCUUUCAAAAACAGCCAAGCAACAUCAGCUUAUGUUGCUAAGAGGUUCAUUGAGGAUUUUAGCAAAAAUCCAAAUUGGGAGGUGAGUGGUGUACACAACCUUGUGAUGCAAAAUUUAUCUGUUGACCUAAGUGUAAACCAAGUGUAUAGGUCAAAGAGAAAGGCAAAGGAUUUGAUAAAUGCAGAUGAGCAACUGCAAUAUGGUGUCCUUAGGGACUAUGCACAAAUGAUAACCAUUGUAGACAAGGGGAGUAGGGUUAUACUGCAGACAGAAAUGGCUGAGGAGACUUCCCAGCCAAAAUUUAAGAGGAUGUAUGUUAGGUUCAAUGCUCAGAAGGUAGGAUUUUUAGGUGGAUGCAGGCCAUUUAUAGGUUUAGAUGGUUGUCACAUAAAGCACAGAUUUGGUGGGCAAAUCUUAUCUGCCACUGCCAAGGAUGCAAAUGACAACAUUUUUCCAUUUUUGGAAAUUUUUGCUGAUGAUAUAGGGAGGCCAGACGAGCUUCAGUUGGUCUUCAUUUCUGCUAGGCAAAAGGGGCUUAUACCUGCAAUAGAGACACUAUUCCCUACCGUGGAGCAUAGAUACUGUGUGAAACACAUCUACAACAAUUUCAAAGUUGAUCACAAGGGAUUGGGGCUGAAGGAUGCAUUGUGGAGGUGUGCUGCUGCCACAACAGUAAGGGAGUUUGAGAGAUGCAUGCAGUACAUAAGAGAUUUGGAUGAAAAGGCAUAUGAGUAUCUUGCAAACAUUGCACCUGCACAGUGGACAAGGUCACACUUUACUCCUAGGGCCUUAACAGAUUGUUUGGUAAAUAAUUUGAGUGAGUCUUUUAAUGCAAUGAUAUUGAAGUCUAGGGACAAGCCUAUCUUGGCAAUGUUGGAGUGGAUUAGGGUUAGACUUAUGACUAGGCUUUACACAAAAAGGGAAGGGAUACAGAAGUAUGCUGGAAAGUUGUGUCCAAGCAUACAAGAUAGGUUGGAGAAAUUGAAGGUUGAAAGUAAGGCAUUUAGUGCUACCCCAGCUGGUAGUUUCCUUUAUGAGGUAGGCAGUCAGUAUGAGAGGCAUGUAGUUGAUUUGGUGAAGAAGACAUGUAGCUGUAGGUCUUGGGAUUUAAAUGGAAUUCCCUGCAAACAUGCCAUAACAGCCAUUUAUACAAACAUUGAGACACCAGAAGACUAUACCCACCCAUGCUACUUCAAAGAAACUUACAUGGAGAUAUACAAGGAGGUACUUCCUCCCAUGCCUGGCCAGUCAGAAUGGGCUGAGACUGGACAGCCUGCUCUCUUGGCACCUCACAUAUACAAACCACCAGGCAGACCACCCAAGCAAAGAAAGAGGGCUUCUGAUGAGCCUAGGAACCCUUACAAAGCAAGUAGAUAG
Quercus robur (English oak) is the source of this 1896-nucleotide messenger RNA. RefSeq lists its product as uncharacterized. The transcript is spliced from 5 exons. Gene Ontology annotation, molecular function: zinc ion binding. The record is from RefSeq and is a predicted model, not a curated record. NCBI's taxonomy places the organism in Eukaryota, Viridiplantae, Streptophyta, Magnoliopsida, Fagales, Fagaceae. Bases 1 to 1896 code for a protein of 631 amino acids.